CUAGCUUCUUCUAAGGGUCUACCUCCCUGAACUCACCUUUCUGCCGGUUGUGCUACAAGAACUCAGAGAUCACUAUGUUUCUAGGCUCAACCAGGAGAAAGCUCUAUUGCUGCUUUCUCAUUCUCUUUUUUGCUUCUCUGAUUGGCAAAUCGGCAGCGUCUCUGGGCGAUCACCUUCCUGAUUUCAAGGAAUGCGUUAAGGUCUGCAAGGCUGAAAACUGUCACGAUGGCAACUCGGUGAUCCCUCUCCAUCUUCGUCUCAUGCUGUGGACGUGUCCUUCCGAGUGCGAUUAUACCUGCCAACAUGUCGUGACAGAUCGCCGUGUCGCUCGCGAUCCUCCGAUGUUAAAUCCAGUACUACAAUUUCACGGAAAAUGGCCGUUUCGCAGAAUCCUCGGCAUGCAGGAGCCCUUUUCUGUCCUUUUCUCCCUCCUCAACUUUCUUGCCCACUGGCAUGGAAUGGGUAAGAUCCGAGAAACUAUUCCAUCGUGGCACUCACUCAAGCCGUACUAUAUGGCUUUCGGAUAUUGUGGAUUAGCAUGCUGGACGUUUAGUGCCUUGUUUCACACACGAGACCUCCCAUUGACUGAAAAGCUGGAUUACUUUGGGGCCGGAGCUAACGUGAUGUAUGGUUUGUACCUUGCGAUCAUUCGGAUAUUCCGUCUCGAUGGAGAGGAGCCUCGCCAUAAGCCGACUUUGCGCCGUCUCUGGACAACUAUCUGCAUCUUGCUUUACACUUUGCACGUCUGCUACCUGAGCUUCUGGUCUUGGGACUACACCUACAAUAUGAUUGCCAAUAUCGUGAUAGGGAUGGCUCAGAAUGUUCUGUGGGUAUCCUUUAGCAUUUAUCGUUAUAGGAAGUAUGGUAAAGCUUGGAUGACCUGGCCCGCGUUGAUUGUGGUCUGGAUUAUCUUCGCGAUGAGCCUGGAGCUGCUUGACUUUCCCCCUUGGAAUGAGCUCAUUGACGCGCAUAGCUUAUGGCACCUUGGGACAGUGAUUCCCACAGCGUGGUGGUACUUUUUCCUUACCAAAGACAUUCAGAAUGAUGUGGCAGGGGAGAGACUCAAGCUCUAAGCUGGCUUGCGGAGACGGCUCCGCUUGGUGCCAGUAGCAGUCAAAUUUUGAAAUGGUCCUGGUGGCCUCAAACAGUCUGAAUGAUUUGUAGCAAUAUUUGAUAGAAUGUUC
This is a messenger RNA of Aspergillus aculeatinus CBS 121060, 1184 nucleotides long. RefSeq names its product PGAP3/PER1 family protein. Gene Ontology annotation, molecular function: hydrolase activity, acting on ester bonds. NCBI's taxonomy places the organism in Eukaryota, Fungi, Ascomycota, Eurotiomycetes, Eurotiales, Aspergillaceae. The transcript has 4 exons. Bases 75 to 1073 code for a protein of 332 amino acids. Gene Ontology annotation, biological process: GPI anchor biosynthetic process. Gene Ontology annotation, cellular component: endoplasmic reticulum membrane. The record is from RefSeq and is a predicted model, not a curated record.